GACGGUCUUGCGACGAAAAUUAGUUGGAAAGAACGGCCAAUCUGUAUCUUCUCGUGACCAACAUGAUUCAAUACGCCGGACCGCCAUUUUCAACUUGUUGAUGUACAUAAAGGACAAGUAUGGGGGCCACGUCGUCACCCUCAUUUUCGAGAUGAUCCAGGUUGCUCACCUGGCAUUGCUGACAUUCUUGUUGGUGCUUGUACAAGGAUUGCAGCUCCUCGAUACAAGCACUCUAGGAAAGGACCCACAAACUACGAAUAGAUUGAACGGGGAAUCGUUUCAGCAGGACCCGCUGGUGACGUUCAAUGGAUAUCAGUACGCUGUCUUUUAUGAGGUUGAUGCCUUGAAUACCAGUGUUCGGCAUCCUCGAAUAUCGCGCAGGUCCCUUUCCACCUCUUCGGGUUGGGAAACGUUUAGUUUGUCGGAUUAUAAUCAAACCGAGGAUGACGGGCAUGACAUAAUCUCUCUAGGUAUAUCGCACGGUGACGGAACGCUGCACAUCGGGUUUGAUCAACACGACAAUCCUCUGCAUUAUCGCGUAUCGAAGUCAGGUGUAGCUUCAAAUCCUGCAAAUUUUACGUGGUCUUCUGAUAUAUUCGGUCCCAUCUUGGAUCACCUUCCUGGCCUGGAAUCUCUGGACAAGAACGUGUUCUUUGUCAACGUGACUUACCCUCGAUUUCUUUCUAUUCCUGACUCUGCCCGUGGUGAUCCCGGUGCAGAUCUGCUGCUUGAACUUCGCGUAGGGCGGUCUGGGCUUGGGGACGACUGGCUAUACAAGUAUUCCCCAGGGAGUGGAUGGCUACAAAUUGGUCGUUAUCUUGAGGGAGUCAAUAACAAUGCAUACAUCAACGGUCUUGACUUUGACUCGCGAGGUAGUCUUCAUACUACUUGGACUUACCGAGACUUUGUGAAUGAUACCGGUCAGGACGUCGCCGUACAAGCAGGCCUGAACGGUCCCGAGAACAAUCACGACCUAGACUAUGCCUUUAGUUCUGACCUCGGUUCGACAUGGCAUAACAAUUGGGGACAACGGAUCGCCAAUCUUUCUGCAGAACAACCCAUUCUACCUGUCUCGGCUGGUAUCACUAUCUUUGGCAUUCCCAAGUUUGGUGGUAUCUUGAACCAAGAGACACAGACGGUUGACAGUGAAGGGAGAGUGCAUGUUCUAAACCGAGAGAAUACCACUGGAGUUGAGAGAUGGUAUCAUUACUGGCGGAGUACGACACGAGAUUGGACUAGAACAGCCCUUCCCUUACCAAACGAACUUGAAAGUUCAAACAACAUCACUGGUACUCCUACUGUCAUCGGCAAACGCGCCAAACUCGUUUCACCACCAACAAAGUCGGGGGCAAGCACAUUGCUUGCCAUCUUACCUUCCAAUGCACCAAACUCUACAGCUCUUAGUAUUCUGGCAAGUACCGCGGUUGGUCACUUCAGAGACUGGAAAGUUGUUUGGGAAGCUUCCAGUGGAUGUGGUUGGGAACCGCUCUUCGAUCGUUACAGGCUUCAAGACGGCAUCCUGAGUUUGUUUCUUAUAAACGGGACGGAUAUUCAAGUGGUGGAGUUUGAACUAUGAUAUUGCAAGAGAUGAGUGGCGAUGUUGUACUACGUGAUUAAAACUUAUUGACAUGUUAGAGACCGAGCACGGUAUUAUCACAACCAAAGAAAAAGAACCUAAGCCC
Somion occarium is the source of this 1682-nucleotide messenger RNA. The record is from the annotation of a GenBank genome assembly. NCBI's taxonomy places the organism in Eukaryota, Fungi, Basidiomycota, Agaricomycetes, Polyporales, Cerrenaceae.